AUGAGUAUAUUCGAAAACGUCAGCUUGUCUACUGUGAGUAAAUAAAUUAGAAUUACUAACAACUAAUAUACCAAUUAUUAUUAAUAUAUCAAUGAGUGACUUAAAAACGAAUCUAACCGAAAUGAAUCACAUCGUCAUAUGUAUAAUUUACCUAUGUAACCAAAUAAAAAACUUUUUUUUUUUUAAAUUCUGUGUUAACCUACGUAUUAAUCCGGGUUUAUUAGGAAUACUUUAAAAAAAAUCUAAUCUUAUUUUAAUUUCAAACUCAAAAAUUUACAUAAAGAUGUUAAUUCUUAUUUAUUUUUAACCUUAAACAGAACCACGCACUUAUACAAAUUAUAGUUUAAAAAUUCGGAUUUUUCGCAUAAAGGGAAAGAUGCAGAUUUUCAACGCCCUCCAAAAAAUACCUAAAGUACACAAUUGUUAUAAACUCUGGAAUCUCAGAAAAAAAAAAUGAUGAUUUCGGAGAGUUGACGAUCAUAUAAUAUUGUAAAAUAAAAUAUUGAGAAUCGUUUUUAUAAUUUAUUCAACAUAUUUUACUUUUAUUUAUUAUAUAGGUGGAAAUGCUCCACAACAACGGAUACGCCUCCGAAGUCCACAAAGUUGUUACAAAAGAUGGUUACGUAUUAGAGUUGCAUCGUAUCCCCAGGAGUAAGUGCGGCCAAAAUCCCACUAGAAACCACCCGGUGUUUAUUCAUCAUGGCAUAUUGGGAAGUUCGGCCGAUUGGGUCCUCGGUGGGGCUGACAAAUCUUUACGUGAGUGUCCGAUUUGAAAAAAAACUCUCACCAUGACAAUAACACAAUCCUAAUUUCCGUAUAUGCCCAAAAUAUAAUAUAUAAUUUACAAUAUACAUAAUAUAGCUAUGCAACUUGCUGACGCUGGCUACGACGUGUGGAUGGCAAACUGUCGCGGUAACACCUACAGUAGAAAUCACGUGACAUUGAACUACCAUCAAAAAGCUUUUUGGAACUUUAGGUAAAAAAACAAUAUUACUAGUAGGUUUGUGUAAAUAUUUCGCCUUUCAAAAACAAACUAAACAGUAAACACAUAAAAUUCAUGAAGUUAAGUUUCCCCAGAAACGGAUUUUUGUUGUAUUAUUAUCAGGGUUUGGGACUUAUAGCAAUUGUAAUCAUCAAAAUAAGCGCUGAAAAAAGCACUUAAAAUAUUAAAAUAAGCAAAAAAAAGCACGCCCAAAAACUAUAAUCAUAAUUUUGUCUAUAUUAUAUUAUUUUUACAACUAAAACAUAAAACAAAAUCAUAUCGUUAAAAAAAAUUAAAAUACUUUUAGCCUUUUUCAGUUUUUAAAAAUAUUUUGACUCCUAUGUUAAUAUACUUCUUAUAGAUUUUCUUAAAAAUUAAUUUUAAUUUUUUUUUGAAAAUGCUUAUUGUGUCGAUCAUAUUUCAAUCUUCAUAUUAUAAUGUUUGUUUUAAUCUAUAAAUAAAUUGUAAAUCAAAUUAUAAAUGGUUUUUUCAUAAUACAUUGGUAUGUUGUAAUAUCAUUGUAUUUUGUUAGUCAUAUUAAUUGUACCGUCAUCGACCGUUCCGAUUAGGAGAUAAGCGAGCAAAUACGAGUCCUGGAAUUUAUUACAGGGAAUAUGAUACAAAAGGGAAAAAUUAUUUUCCAUUCUAGCUUUAUCGUGCAGAAAAAAGAAAAAAAAAUGAUCUUAAUGUCUAGGUUUUUGUCAGUGGCGCCCGUCAUAAUUAAGGAGAAAUAUGCAAAAAAGCAAAAACUAAUUAGAAAAACUUAAAAAAGCAAUUUGUUUAAAAACAAUUGAAAUAAACUAAAAAAAGCUUUCAAAUUUGAUAUUAUUAUAACAUGACAUGAGUUUUCCUAGCACUCUACUAGAUUUUAUCGAAACUUUUUUUUUUACAAUAACUUUAUUAAAAUGAAUUAUUUAAAAUCUUUACUAGGUGCACAAUAAGUACAAUUUUUAAAUACAAUAAUAAAAAACGGUGAGCGAAUUGUAGGCGCUUCACAUUAGAUACGCCUGAGCUUGACGUGUUAUUGGGAUGUAAGUUUCAAUGAUUGAGAAGAUCUCUAGGCCAUUUGCGUUUGGAGUGUCUUGCUGGGUUCCCUGGUAACUGAUUUGUAUGUAGUUGAGCGAUGAGACUGUUUGGGUGACCAGUCAUUUUGGAGUGGAGACGAGUGUAGUAUGUAGCAGCUGUUUGUUAGAUAGUAGCUAUUAGUUCGUUGUGUAAACUGGCGUUGAUAACUUACCACGGGGCGUUGACAGACAACCGUAGGCAUAUGGAUUGAAAUGCUUGGAUGGUUUUGAUGUUGGCUGGUUUGGCCGAACCCCAUAAGGCGAUACCAUAGGUUAAACUAAACUUUUGUAUAUUAGAAAGCGGUUAGAGGUAGAAAUUUUCGAUUUUAUCGAAACUUAUAGCAUUUGAUUAUUUUUUUGGCCUAAGUCCUGAAUCCUGGUUAUUAUUAUUAAGACGUUAAUCUAGGCAAACGCAUCGAGUAAAUCCAAUGUGCAAUAUUUGUAAUAAAAGGUUCAUCAGAAGCAGGAAACUUUAUCUUUAAAAUGGUACCUCAUUUUGAUUAAGUAUGAAUGGAGAAAAAGUGGUUUUACCAAAAAACACCUUAGAGAGAUAAUAUGCAAUAAGACUAUCCGUCCCACCCGGCUUUAUCCGGGCCACAAAAAAAAAAAAAAAACAAAUUAUCAUUAUGCUUUUACGGCUCUUACAUGAACUACCUUAUUAUUUAUUAUUUAUUUUGUUUGUUUUAAAGUUUUUAUAAAUUUCAUCCAAAAUAUAACCAAGUUAACCCAUAAAUCGACAGUACAAAUUUUAUUUUUGUUUCCAAAAUACCAAUAAUCCUGUAUCACUGUAUCAGGCCAUAUAAGAGUAAUAUACGGGAAGAGAAGUAAUCUAUAUGUUAUUUCUAGUAUAGAAUUACAUCUAUGCAAAGUUUAAGCUCAAUCCGUUCAUUAGUUUGGUCGAAAAGUGGUGACAGAGAUACAUCCAAAAAAACUUUUCGCAUUUAUAAUAUUAGUAGGAUAGGAUAGUAUUUUAAUUUUUUGUAUCCAUCCACGAACUUACAAAUCGUUUAUUUUUGAUUACCAACCUAAUAUAAUCAGUCAUCGGUAUUUUUCAGGUGCAUAAUUCAGAUAGUAUACCCUUUUGCUCGGGAGACUACACUUAAAGUUACGUUAGUUAUACCACAGAAAAUGUAUUAUGUUAUUUUUGAAAAUUUUGAAUUUUUUGGUAUUCUGCAAUAUAAUAAUUGUUCGAGUAAGGCAUUGAAACAAUGUAUUUUGGACAUAUACCUAUAAAACGUCACCACUAGUUCUGAUUUAUAAAAUGAAGGAUCAAAAUUGCGUCAACCUAUAUAAUUAUUAUUUUAUUUUAACUUAUGAUUUUAUAGCUUACAAGAAAUCGGAUUGUACGAUUUACCAGCGGCGUUCGACUACGUUCUAAUGGAAACAAAUACAACGCAACUCCAUUACAUUGGAUUUUCUAUGGGCACUUCGGUGUUUUUUAUAAUGGCUUCAGAAAGACCUGAAUAUCAAAAAAAAAUACGAUCGCAAAUCAGUCUCGCACCAGUGGCUUACUUGUCUAACACGAGAUCAUCUCUACGGUUUAUAGCACCCAUGGCAAAAAUGAUGAACGUAAGCACGACGACGAAUUUAAUACCAAAUAUAUUGAAAUUAAUGUUUAAAUGUUAAACAGUUUUACAUAAUAUUGUUUGAUACUAACCUUAAAAUUGGUUUACUAAAUUCAUUAUGUUUCUUGAAGUCUAAAGAUAAUUAUAUUGUAAGGAAAUUAAUAAAUGUGAUCUACAUCAAAAUCAUAUAAAAUUAUAAUUGAUUAGUUUCAUUUUAGAAUUUGAGUGUAGCAAAUAAGUUCUUAAUUUUAAUAAGAUGUGAGUUUUAUUUUUGUUCUCAAAAACAAUUUUUCGGUUAGUAAAAAUGUUCCAAUUUUUUCAUGUCAUACUUUAAGACACGAAUUUUUUGACUUGUUACGGUACUUUACUUGAAAUAGUUUUUUUCAAAUAAUUGCUUCUAAUAUUUUCAUUUUUGAAAACACUUUUUGAUUAGGAAAAUUCUUCAAUUUAAAAAUUUAAUUUAAUUCAUCAAAGUUUUUAAAAUUAAAUAAUUAUUGGAAAAUAUUAACGUAAUAAAAUAUAUUAUUUAUAAUAUUAGGAGUAAUGAAUAGGCAAAUCGUUCGUUAGUCUUUUAUAUUUUUCAUCUAAAGACGAUUUGUUUAAUUUUAGUUUGAUAUAAUGUUUUAAUAGUACAUGUUUCAAAGAAUGUCAAAAGGAAUGUUAAUGCCUCAAUCUAGGAUGCAAACAUUUUUGGCGUCUACUUUAUGCAGAGAAAGAUAUACACAGAAAUUGAUAUGCGAAAAGUGCAUUAUAUUUUCAGUAUGCGGUAGUGAUCCAUAUGAAUUUGACUCUGUAAUUAUUAUAUUAAUAUAUUAAUGAAUUUAUUAAUUUACAAUAUUUUUAUAUAUUAAUUUAUUUGUAAAUCAUUAUGCAUAUUUUAGUUUUUGAUGUAUAACUUUUCAUUGUAAUUUAGAAAUUAAUUCCUCUAAUCAUGGGACAUUUUCCGGCCGGGACAUCAUCUAAACUUACUGCGCACUUUGCGCAGUUUAUAUUAAAAGGUAAUAAAAUAUAAAUAGUUUUCUGUAAUAUGAAAUUAUUUUUUAUAUUAUUUGAGAUGGUGGUUUUAAAUCUUUUCGCCGUUCAUUUCAUUAUAGAUAGUUUUGGUCAGUUCGAUUAUGGUCCGACUUUGAACUUACUUCAUUACAACUCUACUGAACCCCCGACGUACAAUUUAAAAUCAAUCAAAGUUCCUAUAACAUUGAUUUACGGAAAAAACGAUAUAUUGGCCGACGUAAAAGUAAGUUUUUGCGAUUUUUACAACCAAGCUAUUUUACUGAAUCCACUUUUUUAUUUAAUUUUCACCAUUUUCUGUGCAUAGGACGUAAUGAGAUUAAAAGUUCAACUUCCACAACUUAUGGACGCUAUCCAAGUCAAUAGCCCGUAUUGUAACCACGUGGAUCUUUUAUGGAGCUUGAACGUCAAUGAGCAAGUAAACAAUCCGGUCAAGGAAAUACUACAAAAAACCGAUCGUAUGGACUGGUCGUAUUCAGGACCGAACCCUUCUGCUACAGUCGUUCAAGAAUCCAACAGUGUAGGAAAUCAUAGAAAUACUGAUAAAACUGUAAAUCUACUAUCAGAUCCGAAGAAUACCGUGCGACUCGUAACGGGUUUAGAUUUCUUCGCCGAAAAUUUAGACACAAUAAUUGCGAGCACCAUGCCUCAGUUAUUGAACGAGACCGAUGCAGCAGAUUUCGAACGGGAACAAGAACUGCAAAAGAUCCUGUUUGGAAACAUGAUCAAUUUUUUUAAAUCAACUGGCACGAAAUACGGUAAACUUCGGGAAGAUUUUACCAACGAGAUAACUGAUUGGACCGAUGAUAUGACGACUGGUGUGUUGACCGAAGUAGCCAACACCCAAAACAUAGUAGAAACUCACAUACAAAAUACGCAAAUCAUGAUAGACAACCAAGUAAACGUGGUCGUAGACGCCGUCUCCAAAACUGAAAAUAUAGUGGUCAGUAGUGCUAAUGUAGCUGAAAAUGUUAUCGUGGACGGGAUCAGUAAGACCAAAAAUACCGUUACAAGCAGCGUCGAUAAGGCUGAAAAUUUCAUAGUCAACGGUGUCAGAAACGCAGAAAAUUUGGUAGUCACCGGUGUUGGUAAAGCUGAACAUUUCGUAGUCACCGGGGUCGGUAAAGCUGAAAAUUUUGUCACCAACGGUGUUAACAAAGCCGAACAAUCUGUCGUGGAUGGUAUGGUCAAAGCCGAAAACUUAGUCAAUUCCGGCUUAAAUAAAGCCAAUCAAGCCGUGGGCAGUACCUUGGACACCACAUUUAGAAGUUUAAACAAGGCGUUUUGGUUUUUGAAAUAA
Molecule: messenger RNA, 5922 nt
Organism: Cinara cedri
Lineage: Eukaryota; Metazoa; Arthropoda; Insecta; Hemiptera; Aphididae
Source: the annotation of a GenBank genome assembly